GAGGAGAAAGCGUCCAUGUCUCUGAUCGAGCGCCUGGAUGAAGUUGCAAGCAGGGAAUUACAUAAAAAUGAAUUCAAAAAUGUUACACUGGUUCUACGUGCACUUGAACAAGUCAUAUCCAAAGAUGAAGACUGCACCAUCCAACUUGUCCAUCAGGGUUUAGUGGUAAAGAUGCUGAAUUGGUUUGAGAUGGUUUGUGAGCAUCUGAAGGUGCAGCAGAAGCCCAGCAAGGCUCCAGUUCGGCUAACGGAAGUGUUCUAUGAAGUGUCAAUGAGACUUUGUCAGUGCAACACUAAAGGUAGCAGUAAGAUUUUGGAAGUUCUUCUCCUGAGGUUUGGAGCAGUUGUCAUUGACCAAGAAUUGAACUUCAAUCUGCGUCUCGAGGCCAUUAAGACCAUAAACUCAUUGUUGGACAGUUCUACAAAGGAGACUCGGAAAAAGCUGUCCCAGUCUGAUCAUAACUCUUUGUUAGAGGAGUUUGCUAAGGUCAUUACUGAUGUGGGUGAUUAUGAAAUGCAGGUGGCUAUUUCUGAGGCACUCUGUCGAAUGACGCCAAAGAAACUAAGGGAGGAACUGGUUGGUAAAUGGUUUAGCCACAGAAGCUUUGCAUCAAGCUUCACAACAAUAAGAGUCAAAGAGUUUGAAACAGACUGUAGGAUUUUUCUGAAUAAACUCAACAGCUAUUUUGGGGAUGAAAGAAGGGUGUUUUCAUAUCCAUGCAUAAGGGCCUUUCUGGAUACCACUGAGUUGUUUAAGCCUAAUGAUGAACUCCUGCAGAAUUUCUGGGUGGACUUCAACAUCGGGACAUCCUGCGUUGGCUUCUAUGUAAAUGACCCACAGGGAACACUGUGGGAACUUAUUCAUCUUCCCAAAGAAGGCGUCAGUUCGUACAAUCUACGUGAAUGUGAUGAUAUGAAGAUUCUGAACAUCCACAUGUUGGUUCCUGUCUUUCAUGGGAAAAUCAGUGGCAAGUUGGUUCAGAUCACCUUUGCUUCUGAACAUGACAUUCAGACUCCUGUAGAGAAAGUCUUUGGAGAAGAUCCACAGCUGCUGGAGGAAUCAAAGCGAGCCACAGUAAUUGAAGAUGACUCAGGGAUUCAAACUACUCCAUCUGACUGCAUGCAGACAUUAACCAGUACUCCUGCUAAAGAGACUACAGGAAGACCACAAGUUACUUUUUUUCUUCAGAGUGGACCGGGGAAGCUGUCAUCAGUCAAAGCAAGAAUAUUUCCAGGGAAUGACCGUUUUAAUCUGACCAAUGAGUCGGAUACAGAGGUAAGUUAGCUACAGCGCAUGUACAGGCUAAUCACAACACAAGUGGCACGGGCCAAAACGGUCAUGUUUGGUCAGUCUCAUUCCUCUAAUGGGUCUGCUAGCUCUGUUAGGUCACUUCCAGUCUUAGGGGAAUUAAGAAAAUCCACAGAAAAGAGAAAACUAAAGGAGUUCUACUCAGAGAGUGAAACCUGUGAAUCCUUCCCUAGAAUCAACCCUAAAUUUGACUACUCCAGGAAAAAGCCACGAAUUAAGAGUAAACUCAAAGUUCUGCCACUUUCUUCACCCAGUAGCAAUGAAGAGUCAUACUUUAAGGAAUCGACACCUAAACACAGACUGAAAAUGCAGAGGGGAAAAGAAGAGGAAGAACGGCGGACACUGGACCGCUCACAUCUAUAUCAGGAGUCCAUUACAAAUUCAAGCUUUCAAGACAAAACGUAUGAGUACACUGUUUUCUCAGAUGUAGACCCUGAUGUGUCUAUGGAGGAGAACAGUUCAGACAAAGAACCACCAUCGCCUCCUAGAAAAAGAGCACCAACAUUUACAGCACUGAAUAAUACUUAUGACAUGACUGAUGGACAUCCUGAAAGUGAGGAUCAGCACUCGUUGCCUAAACUCAGGCCCAGAAGACUGUUUACUUCCAACUUAGAUAGUACUGCAGAAACAAGCCAAGCUCUAAUGGAGGAUGAAGAUGUUGAGAGUGGGAUGAGUUCAGGUGUAAUGGCUGCAUUUAAUUCCUUAAAAACUCAGCUGAGAGAACACUUCUCUUCCAGGUAUGAAUUGGCGGAAGCAAAAUCACUGAAAUCUUUAACUGACUGCCAAAAAACUGUAAUCUCUCUACUAAGAACAGUGCACAAUCAACGGCUUGUCCAUUUGGAACACUUUCAGGAUGCUGUAGUGCAGCAGUUGGAGCAUAUGGAGAGGAACUGUUAUUCCCUAAAGAGCAUUGAGAAGGAAACUGUGGGAUUUUGGCAGUCAGUGUCUGAUUCAGUAAAGGAUUUCUGCAAUAAACAGCAAAAAAGGUUGGAUUCUUUAGAUAUUACACAAGAAAGUGACAAGGCACCACAUAUCCAAACUGAAGGCACAGAAGCAACAACUAGCAAGUUCUCAGAUCUUCAUACUUUACCCAAUGCAGUACCAGCUAAUGUGGAGACUAAAGAUAAUCAAAAACAGCCAGAUUAAAUUUUUACUUGGAAUUAACACAGCAGUAUUAAAAAUUACCUUUGCAAGAAAUGUAU
Messenger RNA from Trichomycterus rosablanca, 2510 nucleotides. It is a transcript of the gene sycp2l, whose product is annotated as synaptonemal complex protein 2-like. Lineage: Eukaryota; Metazoa; Chordata; Actinopteri; Siluriformes; Trichomycteridae. The transcript has 32 exons. The record is from RefSeq and is a predicted model, not a curated record.